Sebastes umbrosus (honeycomb rockfish) is the source of this 2301-nucleotide messenger RNA. It is a transcript of the gene fam53b, whose product is annotated as family with sequence similarity 53 member B. The coding region runs from base 319 to 1542 and encodes 407 amino acids. The record is from RefSeq and is a predicted model, not a curated record. Gene Ontology annotation, cellular component: nucleus. Gene Ontology annotation, biological process: positive regulation of canonical Wnt signaling pathway; protein import into nucleus. Lineage: Eukaryota; Metazoa; Chordata; Actinopteri; Perciformes; Sebastidae. The transcript is spliced from 5 exons.
GGGCAAUGUUGUAGUAAAGCUGCCUGCAGCAGGACGUGAAGUGAGCUGCUGCUGCUCGUCUCUCUCUCUGCUUCCUGUCUGUCUGACGCCUUGUUCUGGUUUUCUACUAGAACAAAAACACUCAACAUGGUCCAGAGAAACUAGAGAUAUACGAGGCUCCCACCGUGAUGCUUGAUUGGGCCAAGGAGUGAAGCACAUUCCUGAAGGAGUUGAGGGGCUGCCGUUUUUUAAGCUUAUGAGAAACCAGCCCGCUCGCACCGUGCCCGCCAAGAUGGCCGCCAGCUUUUCUUGCCCUCACUGGAACGGCUUGGGACAAGGAUGUGUGUUGCCAUGGUGAUCAUUUUCAAGAAAACACUGGAAAAGAAGGGCGCCGACGAUGUAACAUCCAAAAGUACAGAUUUGGGCCCGUUCCAGGCACAGACCAUGAGCCAGGGGACUGCCCUUUUCUCCUGUGGACUCAUGGAGACCAGACGGUGGCGUGAGUUGGGUCACAGCUGUGCCAUACAGCAGAGGCCAGUCGGGACCAGCCUGGAGAGCCUGUGGGACGUCCUGCCUGAGGUGCACAAGAGCUCUGCCCACUGGGACUGGGACGUCGGCUCCACUUCGACCACAAUCACCAGCUUGUUGCACGACCUCAGCUUGACUGAGGCCGCGACCUCGCACUCCACCGCGCCCCCAAGCAAGCGGCAGUGCCGGUCCCUCUCUUGCUCAGACGAGCUCGGUGGCUGCCGCUCCACCUGGCGCCCUCAGGGCUCUCGCGUGUGGACGACGGUGGAGAAGAGGAGGUGCCACAGCGGAGGCAGCGUCCAGCGCGGCGGCGUCGGGAACGCACAGCUCGGCUUCCCGGCCAUGCAGCGCAGCUCCAGCUUCAGCCUGCCCGCACGCUCCAACACCCUGGAGCUGCCCUGCUUCACCCAGAAUCUCCCCUCCGCCUUCACCGGUCUGACGCCCUCCUCCUCCAUGAUCCUGUCCUCCGAGCCCUCGGCGCAGCCCCUCUACCUCUCACAUGAACAAAUCUGCCUCCCUGAGCCUCGUGGACCCUCGCCACCCAGCUCCCCCGACUCCACGCCAGAGCUGGAGCGCCGCGGCGGACAGGGGGGUCUCGCCCGUAGUCGCUCGCAGCCCUGCGUCCUCAACGACAAGAAGAUCGGCGUGAAGCGCAGGAGACCAGCUGACACACAGAAACAGAGGCCUUCUUUGGACCUGGCUAAGAUGACCCAGAAACUUCGGAAUUUCCACAGCCUCAGCUGCCCGGGAAUCACAGGCGAAGACGUCUGCGAGUCGAGCCAGGCCCUCCCCACUCUCAGGAGCACCGCUGACGACUCGUCGGCGAACGAACGCGGCUCGGAGGACGGUCGGACCAAAGAGGGCGAGAUCACCAGGAACGUGCCGUCGGACCCCACCAUCGAGGAGGUGGACUGGAUGCCGGGGACGACCAAUGGGAAGGACAGUGAGCCUCUGUGGGCGGGGCUGUGUAGCAUGAGGAAGGACGUGUAUCAGCUCGGAGGCGAGCUCGACAUUGAGCAAAUCGAGAGGAACUGAGCUGGACUGUCUUCCUCUCUGGGGACGCUUACGUAGGGGGACUGAAUGUUUAUCACCAGGCGGUGCAGUAAACAGUACUGAUAGUCUUAAGGACAAAAGCAAGUGGAAAUGCAGUGAGCGUUCCAGCACUUGUUUUUUUUUUUUUUUCUUUCUAAAGGAGAGAUUGAGCAGGAGCUUUGUGGGCUUCGCGUAGUCAGAAGCUGCUCCCACACUGUGCGCUAUCUCAACUGUGUCUCAGGAGAACAAGGAAGUCGGGGAGGACGGAUUCGGGUGGAGAUGAUAGAACUGAUAAAUAUAAAAAUGAUAUAUUAACGUUGGCUCAGAGACUGGGGUCUUUAACAUUUCUCUGUAACUGAUUACCUUCAUUGUACUACGUUUUGGAGAGAAUUCACAGCAGGUUUGUAUAAAUUCUCUGCACUAGUAAAGAGUGUCCGUUCCUCUGACGUUCUUCAACAGUACAUGAGCACAUGAUGGACAGAAAUGAAGACUACUUCGAGAGCUACUGUUAGUAAAGCCCCUUUCACUCUUACUGAGCAACAAGCUGCACGCACACACACAACCUGUAAAGUUAUAUUGAAGAGCUUAACAUUUCACACAGUAACAUCAGGCUUCUCUCUUGAGAUCUACCCCCCUCGUUUGUGUGAGAGGAACUUUGUGAUGCUAAUAGCGUUAAUAUUCUUUCUUUUUACGAUUUGUAACUACAAAGUUAUGUAAAACAUGAGCAUAUUUCUAUACAAAUAAAACACAGUUUUAAAUGUG